Messenger RNA from Carlito syrichta (Philippine tarsier), 5469 nucleotides. RefSeq names its product centrosomal protein of 295 kDa-like. Bases 25 to 5469 code for a protein of 1814 amino acids. Gene Ontology annotation, biological process: regulation of centriole replication. Lineage: Eukaryota; Metazoa; Chordata; Mammalia; Primates; Tarsiidae. Gene Ontology annotation, cellular component: cytosol; centrosome; centriole. The record is from RefSeq and is a predicted model, not a curated record. The transcript has 16 exons.
CCUUCAUAUGUAAAAUACACAGAAAUGAAAAGGAAAGUAGUGAAUACCGGCAUGCUGAGAUUGAGUCCAAAUGAAGAAGCCUUCAUUUUGAAGGAAGAUUAUGAAAGAAGACGGAAACUAAGAUUGCUACAGGUACGAGAACAAGAAAGAGACUUCGCCUUACAGAUUAGAGAAGACAUAAAACAGAGGAGAAAUCAGCAAUUUGCUCAUUUGGCAGAGGAGCUAAGGGCAGAAUGGGAAGAAUCACAAACUCAGAAAAUACAGAACUUGGAAAAACUGUAUUUGGCAAGUUUAAGACAUAUGGGAGAGGGACAUCGACAGGCCAAAGAAAAUGAACCUGAUUUGGAUGCUCUGGCACAGCGGGCAGCAGAAAGGAAAAGAAAAGCAAAUUUGAGGCAUAAAGAAGCCCUGAAAGUACAGAAAAAUCAGAAAGAAUUAUUAAUGAAACAAAAAACCUGGCAUAUAAAAGCUCGAAAGGAAGCAUUGCUUGUGGAAAAAGAGAGAUCUGCCAAAAUUACCAGCCUGCCACCUCCUCCUCCAACUCUUUUUGAGAACAUUGGAGUAAAAAGAAUUUCUGCAGAGAAAACCAAUAGUUCUACCUAUCAUCACCUUUACACUUUUGUGAAUAGAGAGAUGGAAACAAAGCAGCCAGAUGCUCAUUUGGCUGCUGAAGAAGAAGCUAAACGAUUGGAAGAACUACAAAAACAGGCAGCACAAGAGAGAAUGGAACAGUUUGAAAAGGCACAUGCACGGGGUUUUGAAGCUAUGAAAAAGAUCCAUUUGGCUCAGAAUCAAGAGAAACUACUGAGAGAACUCAAACAGCUACAACAAGAGGACCUGGUGCGUCGGCGACAGAUUGUAGCACAAAUGCCACCACGACUAGUUGAACUUCCAUACAGACGCAGUGAAAUGAAAGAAGACUGGCAGAGAGAGUUGGAAUUUGCCUUUGAAGAUGUAUACAAUGCAGAUAGGAAGGUUAAAGGAAACCUGAUUUUGCACCUUGAACCAGCGCCUUUGCCCACUGUGACCGAUGAGAUCCAAGAUGAAGAACUGGACCUGUCAAUGGACCAAGAGAAUGUAGGUGAAGCUGAAAAUCAUCCAGUGACAGAAGCUGAAAUAAUAUCUUCUAGUGAAACAGACGUUUCCUUGGCAAUGAAGACACAACAGGUCCCUUCAAAAAUUCUUUUUAAAAAAUUGUUAAAUAAGAUCCGAAGCCAAAAAUCUCUCUGGACAAUUAAAUCCAUGUCUGAGGAUGAAAGUGAAAUGAUUGCGACUACUGGUGAUAUUGAGAGCAAAGCACCAACUGUUGAAUCAGGAACAAUUACCAGUGAAGAGAGAACGUCAUCCUCUGGGCAAGAACAAGUUGCGGAAAGUGAUACACUAACAAUUGAGUCUGGACCGCUUACUAGUGAAGAUAAAUCACUUUUGUGUAGAACAAGCUCUGCAAAAGGUCAAGAAAUAAAUGAGACUCUACCAGUCACAACGGUAGCCAAGAGUUCAGUUCUACUUCAUCCUCAAGAAGAAGCAGCCAGAAUUAGAAUGUCAGCAAGACAGAAACAGAUAAUAGAAAUAGAAGAGCAGAAGCAAAAGCAGUUGAAAUUACUUGAACAAAUAGAACAACAGAAAUUAAAAUUAGAAACUGACUGCUUCAGGGCUCAACUGGAAGAAGAAAAAAGAAAAAAAUCUCAACAGACUGAGGUUAGCAUUGCUCCAGCAUCAUAUGCAAUAGUUUCUGAUGAAGACAGUCACAGGCAGAUGAUUCAUAACUAUCAACACCGGCUUUUACAGCAAAACAGGUCACAUAGGCAGUCUGUUGAACUAGCCAAGAAACGAUUACUCGAAUAUCAAGUUAUGUUAAAAGGAAGGUACCCAUCCAUGUCAGCUUCAUCAUUGAUAUCUGAUUCUGUUAUAUCAGUACCACCGCAGAAAUUGGAGAGACCCACUGCCAUAUCAAAGCAUUGGAGUCAAGGUCAGAAAAAGAAGUUGGAUCCUGACAAAUAUCAACUCAUACAACCUACACAGAUCUCUAGAUUAGAACAAGAUCAUUUUCAGGUAUCAAGACAAAAUCACUUUCCACGGAGACAGGUAGAAACAACAGAAACAUUAGGCACUUCAGAUGUCUUAGCUAAGCAAUCUUUAGAAUCACAAAAACAUCUAAAACAAUUCUCACAGACUGGAACACAACAGAGAGACUAUAUAUCAGUACCUAAAAAUUCUCAGACACUAUCAACGGCUUUGUCACAUGACAGGCCACUGGUAUUACAGGAUGCUAGAAAAAUGUCUGAAACAUUAAGGGCAACAAUGUUUCAAACUUUAGAUUCCCAGCAAAUGUUCUCAGAGACUAGUAAAAGAAUAUCUUCUGAGCUAACUGAACCUUCUUCGUUCCUACCACUGGCACCUCAGUGUUCUUUUAGUUCGCUGCCCCUUAAAGGUGAAUCUGGAAAGAUCCAGGAACUCCUUUCAGCCGCAAGCAAAGGUGCAGUUUCCACAAGCCAUUCUGUAGUCAGCCAGAUGCAUGCUAGGCCUUUGCCAUCCUCAGAGAAUAUCACAGCCCAGCAAGUUAGUUUGAAGACCCUCCAUGAACAAUUAGACCUACAGAAGGAAGUUCUUCAAUUAAGACAGAAAGCUCAAGAACAAUUGCUUUUGUGCAAACAGAAAGAAUUGGAACAACACACUGGCCUCUCUGUUUUCCCUCCAUUAGUAGCUUCAGGUUCAUCUGCUUUACUGCCUUCUGCCAUAGCUGAAUUGGGGAGAAUCCAGGAAUCUUCACCAGCGAAGAAUAGUACUGCAUUUUCCUCAGAUCAUCCUAUGGACCCACAACUUCAUGAUAGGCGUUUGAGUUGCGCACAGUCUAUCUUAUUGCAGCCAAGUAAUGUUAAAUUUCUCCAAGAGCAUUUGACUGUUCAGAGAGAUAACUUUCAGGCUAGACGGGAAGCCCAGGAAGUAUUAUGUGUACAUAAACAGAGUGAAUUGGAUGGAAGAGUAUAUUCUGAACAGGUAUAUCCAUCUAAGAGUGAGAAAGGAAUUCUCUCAAGCCAGUCUGAAAUCCCAAAAUCGCAGGAUGGGUCUCCAAGUUUCCUACAGCAGUUCCUGCCUCUACAUGACAGUCUGAAGUUGCUCCGAGAACAGCUGACUACACAGAGGGAUGCCCUUCAGGCUAGGCAUGAAGCUCAGAUGCAACUACUUUUGCAUAGACAAAGGGAUUUGGGGGACAGUAAGUCUGGGCAGGUGAGCUUUUCAUCUGAGAAUGAGAAUACAAUUUCCUCUCGUCAUUUAGUAAUCCCAGCAUAUCAGGAGAAGUCUUUUAGUUCUCCACAGCACAGCCUGCCACAGCAGGAAAAGAGAAUAAUACUCCAAGAACAGUCACACACACACAGGGUAAUACUUGGUACUGAAGAAGCAGCUCAGGAAUUUAUACACAAACAAAGUGAGUUGGAAAACAGAGUUUCUUCUGAACAGACUGGCACCUCUUCAUCCCUAUCCCAGAUAGAUGAGUCUGAGAAGUUCCAGGAAUGUAUGCCAAUCAUGAGUGAUAGCACCAAGCCCACAAGCCAUUCUGAGAUCCCAGUAUUUCAGGAAAGACUUUUGAAAUUUUCACAACAUACACUACCUCUACAAGACAAUUUGGAAGAACAUCAAAAUUGGCUAGACACAGAGAGAGAAGCCUCUCGUUACAACCAGAAAACCCAAGAAAAUACAUCUUCUGAACAAACUGGCUCGCUUUCAUUCAUGCCCCAGUUAGUACAGCUUUCAUCUACUUCAUUACCUUCGGCUGAGUCUGGUACAACCCAGGAAUCUCUUUCAACAGAGGGUGAUAAGAGAGUUUCUUCAAGCCAUUUUCAGAUCCCACAACUGCAGGAGAGACUUUUGAGGAUAUCACAACUUAUCCAGCCUCAACAAGAUAACUUGAAGGCACUUCAAGAGCAGUUAACUACACAGAGGGAAGCCAUCAUUCAAUCUAGACAGGACGCUCAGGAAGAAUUACCUUUAUAUAAACAGAGCGAAUGGAAGGGAAGAGUAUCCCCUGAGCAGGUUGGCACCUCUUUCUUACCCCUAGUAGCACAGCAUUCAUUUGCUUCAUUGCCUCUUACUGAAUCUGAAGGAAUUCAAGAACCUUGUCCAACUAACACAGUUUCCCCAAGUCACUCUGAGAUACCAAGAUUGCCUGAUAGGCUGUUGAGUUCAUCACAUCCUGUUUUACCUCAACAAGAUCAUUUGAUUGCACUUCCAGAACACUUGAAUUCACAGACAGAUUCCCUUCCUUCUAUUGAGAACACCCAGAAAGAAUCAGUUUUGCCAAGGCCAUGUAAGUUUGAGGAAGAGGUAUCUCCUGAGCAUUUUAUUCAGCCUCACCAUGGUGAUUUGCAGGCACUUCAACAGCAAUUAGAUGUACAAAGGAACGCCAUUCGAUCUAGACAAGAAGUCCAAGAAGAAUUGCUUUUGCAAAGAUUGAGCAAAUUGGAGAAAAGCCUAUCAUCUGAGCAGACCAAUUCCUCUGCAUUCACAUCCCAGGUAGCACUGCCUGUUGCUGACUCUAAAAGAACUCAAAAGUCUUUGCCAAUGAAAAGUAGUGAUACUAUUUCCUCAGGUCAUCCUGAGAUUCCAGAAUCACAGGGUAGACUUUUGAGUUUAUCACAGUCUAUUCUGCCUCAGCAGGAUCAUUUGGCAGCACAAUUAGACUUACAAAGAGAAGUGGUAUAUUCUUGUGAGAAGCCUCAGAAAGAACUGUUUUUAAACAAGCACAGUAAGUUGAACAAGAGUGAAUCUGCUGAGCAUGCUAUUCCCUCUUUGUUUUUAUCCAUGGAAACAGAUCAUUCAUUUAUUCCAUUACCUUUUGCUGAAGCUGAAUCUGAAAGCACUUAUAAAUUAUAUUCAUCCCAGAAUGAAUCUGCAGCUCCCUCAAGUGAUUCUGUGAUCCUGAGAUUUCAAAAUAGACUUGUGAGUUUUUCACAGCCUAUCUUAGCUCAACAAGAUAACUCAGGACUUCAGAAGCAGUUGGAUUUUCAAAGAGAAGUUCUGCAUUACAGCCAGAAAGCCCAAGAAGAGUUGGUUGUACAGAGACAAACAGCAUUGCAGCAGCAAAUACAGAAACAUCAAGAGACUUUGAAGGAUUUCUUUAAGGACAAUCAGAUAAGUAAGUUCACAGUUCAGAAUGAUUUAAAAUCCCAUAAGAUGGGGCAGCUCAGAGAGUGGCUUCCUCAUAUACAAGACUUUGCAAGAGAUGAUCAGGAAAAUAUUAGUCAUACAGAUAGGAGCAACUCUGAUGAUGAUCAGCUGGCAUCAGAAGAUGUUAGUGCCAAGCAAAGUGGUGAACAUCUGGACAAAGAAUUGGGUAGAAGAUCCUCAAAGCCACCUGUAGCAAAAGUUAAAUGUGGUUUGGACUUAAACCAACAUGAACUUAGUGCUAUACUAGAAGUAGACUCACCAGCAGGUGGCAGAACCUCUUUACUAGGUAAACAGAUGGUUUGA